AUGGUGAAAAAGUUAAAGUCCAGUUCUUGUGGCCAUUUGAGGUCAGAUUUGGUUAAAGAUUUGAACUUUGGCAAGAUGAAACAUUGUCACACUUGGGUUUUUCAUUCUUUUAAUGGGGUUCUUGUGAUUGGACCCUUAUUGUUGUUGUUUCUUGUGGCAAUAGGGUCUGGUUAUUUCUAUAAUAUAUAUUCUUUUCCAGAACCAAUUGUUCAUGAGAAUGAAAAUAGAACAAGUGACUUUAGUGGUGAAUGUAAUUUUUUUGUUGGAAAUUGGGUGCCUGAUGAAACUUAUCCUUUGUACAAUGCAUCAGAAUGUCCUUUUGCUGAACAAGGUUUUAGUUGUUUAGCUAAUGGGAGGGAGGAUAAAGAGUAUCUUAAGUGGAGGUGGAAACCUAGGAAUUGUGAAAUUCCAAGGUUUGAUGUUCAUGAAAUCUUGGAAAAGUUAAGGGGGAAAAGGGUUGUGUUUGUUGGUGAUUCAUUAAGUAGAACUCAAUGGGAGUCUAUGAUAUGCAUAUUGAUGACUGGUGUUGAGGACAAAAAAAGUGUAUAUGAAGUCAAAGGAAGAAAGAUCACUAGACAGAUUAGGCAUUUACAAGUUCGAUUUAGCUCGUUUAAUUUAACAGUUGAGUUUUAUAGGUCAAUUUUCCUUGUACAACCUGGUGCGCCACCAAAACGUUCACCAAAGAGGAUCAAGAAAGCACUAAUGCUUGAUAAGAUGGAUGAUAUAAGCAAAGAAUGGAUUCAAUCUGAUAUACUAAUCUUUAAUACCGGUCAUUGGUGGACUCCGACGAAGCUUUUUGAACUGGGGUGGUACUUCCAGAUUGAUGGAAAGAUGAAACUCGGAAUGGCGAUAAAUGGCGCCUUCAAGCAUGCCUUAGCUACUUGGAAAUCUUGGGUUGAAAAGAAGGUCAACACUGACAGGACACGUGUAUUCUUUCGGACUUUCGAAGCUACUCAUUGGAGUGACCAAUCCCGCGAUACAUGCAAUGUGACACGACUGCCUUGGUCGGAAACCAACGGAAAGGAUGAGGAUCUGUUUUCAGACAUAAUUAUUGACACUGUGAGAAAUGUAUCCAGCCCCGUGACAUUGCUGCAUGUCACUCCGAUGGGGGCAUACCGGAGCGAUGCACAUGUUGGUACUUGGAGUGAUAAUCCAUUAGUGCCUGAUUGCAGCCAUUACUGCUUACCUGGUGUGCCUGAUAUGUGGAAUGAACUGCUUUUCACCUUCCUGUUCUCGGAUCAGAUAUAUUAACUUCACGGAUAUACAAGGACUUGUUUAACCAUUAACAAAUACAUCGUCGUCUUUGUCUUGAACUUUGCAAGGAUAUCGUCGUCAGUGAUUUCAUGUUGAUGCUGUCAAUGCAUGCUGCAGAUAACCUGUCUUGAUACAGACAACAUAUACCUUUUUCUUAUUAUUUGUAUAGUGGACUACGUGAAUAGUGAUGAUUCACGUAGCCAGAUCUCAACGUGCGUUGAGGUUUAGUUGUAGUAGUAUUAGUUGUUGUUAAUCAUGUGGUAGUUAUGGAGAGCUUGUACUCUUGCAAUUUAUUAGGAAUACAAAAUAUUUGAGUUGUCUCAAGUUAAAAAUUUGAUCUGUCAGGGUGGGCGUUCGGUCUAUUCGAUUCAGUUUGGUGAAAAUGUUAAAUUAAUCAAAUUGAAAUAAAUUCAGUUCA
Messenger RNA from Solanum pennellii, 1672 nucleotides. Its product is annotated as protein trichome berefringence-like 7. The transcript is spliced from 4 exons. The record is from RefSeq and is a predicted model, not a curated record. Gene Ontology annotation, cellular component: Golgi apparatus. Lineage: Eukaryota; Viridiplantae; Streptophyta; Magnoliopsida; Solanales; Solanaceae. Bases 1 to 1251 code for a protein of 416 amino acids. Gene Ontology annotation, molecular function: O-acetyltransferase activity.